GGUUAUUCGUCAUCUCGACACACUAAACUCACCACGAAUUUAUCCAGUUGAUGGAACUCAAAAUUUGUAAAAUCAUGUCGUCAACUCGCCAGGACAAGAUUUUCAUUCGUGUCCAGAUUGAAACUUAGAUUUUAUCACUUUUAUGUUUUCGCCAACUUCACACAUUUUAGUAUUUUACCCGAUUUCAAGCAAAAAAGUACAGUCGAGGACAUUCAUUUUCUGUGUCAUAAACAUCAUCGACCACUGAACGUCCGUUUUGCAAACGUUUGAAACGCGAAAAAAUGAUUCCCAAACUCCUCCACAGCAUUUUUAUUUAAAACUAGCUGAUUCCGCGAACUUCGUAUCCUUUAAACCUUCCCUGGACCUCUCCUUCUCUCUGAGAGAUUCUAAAAACAAUUUUGUCAAAAAAUCUUAAUUUCUUGGGGCUCGGCGCAAUGUUUUUUUUUUACUUGGCAAAGGUACAGUUACGUAGUAGGUACAACGCCAUCUAUAACUUUUUCGGGUACUAUUUGUACUUUUUUUUUCUCAAAACGAAAACCUUCCAUUUGAUUCACGUAGUUACCUAACCACAUAUAUUUUUAUUGCAGCAGUGCCAAAAUGGCCAAAACUCCCUAAGUGGAACUAAAGCUGUCAACCCCAAUUGUAUAAUCUAUGGUAAGCCUCACGGCAUGACAUUGACAGACAAGUGGCAUCGAUCGACCGACCAUCUUGUUGUAUUCGACCUGCAGGUCGCCAUAUUAUGUUGUUCCAUGUUUAAAUGUAGGGGUCUAAUGCUAACGUUUUUUUAAAUUAUUGCAUCGUUUUUUAAAUUUUAAUAGUGAGUGUAGAUCAGUGUCUAAAAAAAGUUGAAUAUUGAAUCCCCCGUUUAAAUAAGGACCUGCGGAAAUGCAGAGUGCAGACGAGGACAGUCAAGCCAAAUCUAGGUGUGAUGAAGAUAAUAUUAACUUUAGGCCUUCGCCCAACUUCAAACACAUGAAAAAAUAUUUAAAAUCAAAAUUUGAAGAAAUGAUAAAAGCCAGAGAGAGCCAGAGGGAAGUAGCCUUAGAAAAGUCUACAUCUGGACAUGAUGCACAAGAGAAAGUCAAUACACCAGUGCAGAGUGCACUGGUGCAACCACCUUUACCGCCUAAUCCACCCCCACCUGAUACUCCUCCUCUGCUAGUAAACUUGAAGCAGGAGAUUGAAGAUGAUGAUUAUAAACAAAAUGAACCUCCAUCAGAGUACAAUCAAACUGAAGAGCUCAAAACAAUUAACAUCAAAACGGACCAGUCUGAGGCAUCAGAAAAACCAAAUGUAGACAUGUGCAGGAAUUUUGCAAGAGGCAAUUGUAAAAAAGGUGCAGCCUGCAAAUUUGUCCAUGAAAUGAUUCUGUCUCAGCUGCCAGGGGUGUACACAUUCUGCAAAAACUUCCAGAACUCAGUGUGUGCUUACCCCAAAUGUAAAUUUGUUCAUGCCACUGUGUUUGAGAAGGAAAAUUUCUUUAGGACGGGAUAUUUACCACCACAUACACUAGCCCAUCUAAAAGAGGGUGCUGUUGCACAACCACCUCCUCCGCCUCCUCAGCCUGAAGAACCCCCUGCGAACCUGCCACUUUUCCCUAAUGCUCCGCCACCACCUGCAAUACCAUGUGUCACACCUGCGGUGGUAGCCUUUAACCCAACAGAUCCCAACAUAGAACGAGCAGACCUGAACAUGUUUAGAUCACCAAACAGCACUUCUCCAAAACGCGAGUGGGUGAUCGACACUGAAGUCGGCAGCUCGCCGCGCGACCUCCUCUCCGGUGAACCGCUUGCAAAGAAAUGCAAAAAUUGUGAUAGUAAUGAAUUCAGGUUGCAGUUCACUAAGACGAAAAUAGAAAAGUUGAUACGCGCGAAUGAAGAGCUCAAGGCGAAUCUUGCCAGAGCCUCCAGAAGGAAGGCGAAGCUCGCCGUCGUCAUUGCGGCGGUACUCAAACAAGCGAAAGAUGACAAAGUACCGACCUCUCCGCCCAACAAAGAAAAGGCAUCUACCAAACUAUCAAUAAAGGCAAAAAGAAGGGAAGCCAAAAUAAAAGAGUAUAUACGCCAUUUAACAGGGGCCAAUGUUAUGGAUACAGAUCAAAAUAUCCGAACUAACAUUGCUAUGGAUAUCGAUAGCGAUAUUGACGGUAGUGCAAUCAUUUCAGGCGGUAAUAAAUCAGCUGAACCAACUACUUCAACGACUCAAGUGGUAAAGAAAUUAGAGUUUAAAACUCCUACUAAAAAGAGUAAUGCCUAUGCUAGAUCGCUUAUCGAUUCAUUGAUGGGCAACGUAGUAAAAGAAGAAUAUGCACUUUUGAAAAAACUUCAUAAGGAAAAACUGGAGAUGAAAAUGUUAGAGAAGGAGUAUAAACGGAAAUUAUUUGAAAUGGAAAUGCAAAUAAAAUGUAUUAAAUUGGAGAAAUUGUAAUUAAUAGAAUCAUU
Messenger RNA from Helicoverpa zea (corn earworm), 2441 nucleotides. RefSeq lists its product as uncharacterized. The coding region runs from base 886 to 2427 and encodes 513 amino acids. NCBI's taxonomy places the organism in Eukaryota, Metazoa, Arthropoda, Insecta, Lepidoptera, Noctuidae. Gene Ontology annotation, molecular function: metal ion binding. The record is from RefSeq and is a predicted model, not a curated record. The transcript has 9 exons.